Molecule: messenger RNA, 1971 nt
Organism: Hydra vulgaris (swiftwater hydra)
Lineage: Eukaryota; Metazoa; Cnidaria; Hydrozoa; Anthoathecata; Hydridae
Product: fucose-1-phosphate guanylyltransferase
Molecular function (GO): transferase activity, transferring phosphorus-containing groups
Source: RefSeq, a predicted model, not a curated record
UCCUCAAAUUUUAGUUGUUAAAUGUUGUUCAGUGCAAAUAUAAAGUUCAAUUAAUAAAAUUUGAGCAACUGUUUAAAAAAUCACUGUCAAAGUAUGGCUGAUUUUAUCAUCAAAAAUGCAACUUUUGAAAAGAUUGUCAAAUUUAAUAAGAUGAGAGGAAAAUAUUCCUCAGAAAUUUUCUGGGAUGUGGUUGUGUUGAGUGCAUUAGACUGUGAUCAAAAAAAUGCGUUUGAAAUGCAAAUUAAAGAAAAAAUAGAGCGCAAAGAAUUGCCUUUGUCACCUACAUACCAUGUUAUGCAUGACCCUGUUGGUGUUAAAGUAGGAAAUGGUGGUGCUGUAAUUGCAAUAAUAGAUGAGCUCAAUCAAAUUUAUGGCGAAAAAUUGGAAACUCUUAAAGUGAUUAUUUUUUUAUCAGGUGGAUACAGUCAAAGGCUUCCUUCAGCAUCUGCACUAGGAAAAAUCUUUACUGCACUUCCUUUUGGUGAUCCAAUAUAUCAAAUGAUUGAAGUCAAGCUUGCACUGUUUGUUGAUUUUCCAAAAAGAAUGAAUGCUGGUAUAUUUGUAGCAAGUAGUGAUUGCUUCGAACUCUACCAUUUGGAUGGAGAUGAAUGGAAUUUUACAAGAGAAGGUGUAACUGCUCUUGCUCAUUGUUCUCCAAUUGAAGUUGGCUUGACACAUGGUGUUUAUGUUCUUGAUGAUUUAAAAUCAUCUCAGUUGUUAGAAAGCAAUAGUACUACAACAAAAAUGUCUGGAUGUAAGCGGUUUUUGCAUAAACCUUCUAAAGAAUUGAUGAGAAGCCAAGGUGCUGUUUUUAUUAAUGAUAGCAAAGAAUAUAUUUACUCAGAUAGUGCAUACUAUAUGGAUAAUAAUACCGCAAAGUUGUUGCUAAAUUGGUAUAAAAUGCAUGGCCCAUUAGCUUGUGAAAUAGAUGCAUACGGUGAUUUCCUACAAUCUUUGGGUUCAGCUGCUACUUCAGAUUAUUGCAGAGAUGUUAAAAAUGUUACAGUUGUACUUGAUGAAUUAGAAAAGACAAGAUUAGAAAUCUUUAAUGUAUUAAAAGGAACACCGCUUAAUAUUAUUUUACUUGAUAAAUCUAAGUUUUAUCAUAUUGGAACAACACAAGAAUAUAUAUACCAUUUUUGUAUUGACAAUGCAUUUAGAGAGGAAUUAUCAUGCUUAAAUCAUGUAAUGUUAAAAACUGAUAGUGGUGUACUGGGUGACAGGAGCAAACAGCAUAUACUGAUUCAUUCAUACAUCCCAGAUUUGUCUUGCAUCGGAAAUUGCGUUAUUGUUGAGUAUUCUAUUUUGAAUGCAGAUAAUAAAAUUGGUGAUAACUGUAUAAUUAGUAAUUGUUCCUUUCCAAAUGGAGCAUGUGUUCCAUCAAAUACAUUUUUACAUACAAUCCCAUUAUCAGAUUCAGGAAAAGUUUAUUAUGUGACACUUGUUUUUGAUGUCACAGAUGAUUUGAAAACUUCUGUUACGAGUUUUGAAACUGGCCAUUUGCAAUUUUGUGGAAAAACUUUAAAGGAACUUGUCUUUCUUUUACAUAUAAAUGAGCAGCAUAUAUGGCCCGAAACUUGUCCUUCACGAAAUUUAUGGAAUGCUAAAAUUUAUCCAGCUUAUUCUGAUCCAGCACAAUCUCUACAAGCUGCUAUUGAUAUUAAAACAAAUUUAUUAUGUCCAAACUUUUCAGUAUUCAACUACGGCGGUGUAUUAUAUUCUAUAUCUGAUGUAUUGAAGAAGAAAAACUUGUGUUGUAUGUUAGAUAUGAGAGCUAAACUAAGAGAUUUGAUUGAGAAAUAGGGUUUUUUUGUAAUAAAAUAAUUAAAGUCAAUAUUUAUAAUAUUUAAAUAUUUAAGUAUUUAUUGGUUUAAUGUUUGAAUAUAUCUUGAGUUUGUUAUUUCGCAUUUUACCUUUGUAGCUUUUUGUCUUUAUUCUUAGUUAAAACGUAAUUUAAAACUUGGUUAAAUU